Anopheles coustani is the source of this 1293-nucleotide messenger RNA. RefSeq lists its product as uncharacterized. The transcript has 9 exons. The coding region runs from base 1 to 1293 and encodes 430 amino acids. Lineage: Eukaryota; Metazoa; Arthropoda; Insecta; Diptera; Culicidae. The record is from RefSeq and is a predicted model, not a curated record.
AUGGAGUGGACACCGAACGACCGAAUUACGCAAUUCUUCAACUAUACAAAUUUAAGCAAACGCAACAUCGAGUUGAACAGGCUAAAAAUAUUGUAUGAAAAGGCGUGUCAUUCAGAACAUUUCGCACAUGUUGUAAAGGAAUUAUUUGAUCUGAAUGAAACCCUGAAAAGAAGGCUGAUCAUAAAUGAAUCGAAUAUACGGAAUGUUAUCCAGCAAGAUCAAUUUCUACAAAUUCCCACUGAUGACAUGAAGAAAAUCCUGACAGAUCUUGACGAAAUGCGUUUUGCUAAACGGAAAACAUUGGAUUUGCUUCUAGUGAAAGUGAAGUUUUUGCGCGAACGGUAUCAUAAUUUGUUGAUGAAAAUAUUCGCAAACAGAAUCCACUUUGAUACAUAUGAUCCAAAAGCAACGGAACAAGAAUCUCAAAUAAGGUUACUGGCUGCAAAUCUUAAUCGCUGUGAGGCAGCUAUUCGCAAUGCUCGAAACGUGCAUGGGUAUUAUUUUCGUAUAGGAAUGUACCUAUCAAAGGACAACCUGGAUAACAACCGAUCGUUAGAAGCCCUAAAACAAGCAAUUACAGAGCAAACGCAGCUGAUUAAAAAAACAACACAGAUCGGUCGGUCAAUGAUUAAUAAUGUAGCAAAGUUAAAUAUCGAUUUAAAGAAAUCAUCUUUAAAAUUCGCUACACAUCGAGAACUGACUACGACAUCCCUGAUUCAUUAUAAAACCAUACUAGCAAAGGAAAAGUCUUCAAUUGUUGAUGCCACAAUGAAAGACAUUGACACAAAACGAUGGACUUCACGCUACGAUUCUUUGACCCAAAGUAUGGAAAAUUUGCAAAUAGAAAAGGAGAAUUUGCAAUCAACUAUUCUUGAAAUGAAGCAAGCUUCUUUUAGUAUUUGUGAGGCUCAAAUUCUUUACGAAAUGAAUCAUAAAACAAAUCAGAUCAUGCAAGUGGAAAAGGAAAUUUAUGAGAAGGAAGGCUCUUACAAGAAACUUAAUGAAAGUAUUGAACAUAUGAAAUAUUUUAUCCACGAAGGUUCAAAUUUACCACCAAAAACAGAAAACAUUACACAUGGCUUAGAGGAGCAAACUAAAAUGCAAACCAAAUUGAAAGCUUCUUUGGCACGACAAAAUUCGUUGCAUAUGCUGUUGGACCAGUUUUUUGCGCACAUAACCCAAAUUAUUGAACGAAGUGACUUGAAAGCAACUAAUGUGAAUAUGCAUGAUUCGGAAUAUGAAAACAUAGCAACCUUAUCUGCUUUGUUGCGUUUGCUCAAAUCUGAAGAAUAA